AUGGAAUGGUCUUUCUCUAGCUAUAGAUCAAUUGUUAGAGACGACGAAGUUAUUGAUCAUGAGGAGGAAUUCAGUACUGACAAUGCAGUGAUCCUUGAAUUGGAGCAUGUAACUCCUGCCCAGGGUGCUCCGCAUGGAUCAUCAGACUGGUCCCAGCUUGGUGGUGGGAACUUAGUGCCGAAGGAGUCUAUUUUUCCGUCUGGUAUGAAGGCUCUAGCAGAUUAUGUCCACAGCAAAGGGCUCAAGCUUGGAAUUUAUGGAGAUGCUGGUUUGGUCAAGAAAUCAAGGUUGUGCACUUGCAGCAAGGCCAUAAUGUAUGUUGACCUGAUACUUGAGCUAAAACAAGCUGAUCAAAUGAGUGCAUGUAACCCUGACUUGCGCCAAGACAAUGCCAGGAUUGCUUGGUUACAAGCAACAGGAUGCGGAAACCUUAGCCUCAUGGCCUGUUUUCUCAAGGGAAUCGAUUACCUGAAAUAUGAUAAUUGCCAUAAUGAUGGGGAGAGCCCACAAGAAAGGGGUCAGGACAAUCCAGCAACUUGGGCAGCUGGUAUAGGGAAUAGUUGGAGGACUACUGGAGACAUCAAAGAUACGUGGGAUAGCGUGACGUCCCGUGCUGAUCAAAAUGAUGAAUGGGCAUCUUAUGCUGGACCUGGUGGAUGGAAUGAUUUAGACCCAGACAUGCUUGAGGUGGGCAAUGGGGGCAUGUCUACAGAAGAAUACCGCUCUCGCUUUAGUAUCUGGGCUUUGAUAAAGGCUCCACUUGUUCUUGGGUGUGAUAUCCGCUCCAUGGACAAUGACGCAUCAGAGUUGCUAAGCAAUAAAGAGGUUAUUGCAGUAAAUCAGGAUAAGCUUGGAGUCCAAGGAAAGAAAGUAAAGAAAACUGGAGAUUUAGAGGUAUGGGCCGGUCCUCUAAGUGAGAAGAGGAUAGCAGUGGUCUUGUGGAAUAGAGGGUUAUCAAAGGCUUCUAUAACUGCAAAUUUCAAGGACAUUGGACUCAGAUCAUCAGCAGUGAUCAAUGCUCGUGACCUCUGGGCGGUCAGACUCUGA
Dovyalis caffra is the source of this 1047-nucleotide messenger RNA. The record is from the annotation of a GenBank genome assembly. NCBI's taxonomy places the organism in Eukaryota, Viridiplantae, Streptophyta, Magnoliopsida, Malpighiales, Salicaceae.